Hypanus sabinus (Atlantic stingray) is the source of this 8576-nucleotide messenger RNA. RefSeq names its product oxysterol-binding protein-related protein 7-like. The record is from RefSeq and is a predicted model, not a curated record. Bases 227 to 2884 code for a protein of 885 amino acids. Gene Ontology annotation, cellular component: cytosol; intracellular membrane-bounded organelle; plasma membrane. The transcript has 23 exons. NCBI's taxonomy places the organism in Eukaryota, Metazoa, Chordata, Chondrichthyes, Myliobatiformes, Dasyatidae. Gene Ontology annotation, molecular function: cholesterol binding.
GGGGAAGGGUGGCGGAACGGACCCUGGCGAGCGGACACGGAAGAGCUUGCCGGCAAGCGAGCGCUGAAGCUGUUGCCGCGGGAGAGAGGAAAGUAUUUCAGUGCCUGGAGCGGCGAAAAUUCCUGAGAAUGUUUGACUAUGUCCAAAUGUGUGAAUUGCUGAGGAGAGCGGGCUUGAUCAGCCUCUAGGAGCUGCUUCAUUGCCUCAGUCUGGGUACCCGACAGCCAUGAACGCCGAUGAGAAGGUUCUUCCUGCCUCCCAACGAACGUCACCUCUGACGAGAAGCAGCAGCAAUGCAUCUUCCAAACCUACUAGUGUGCACCAGAACUCUGAGAACUGGGAAGUUAUGGAGGAACCACUGGGAGAUAGCCAUGCUUCUCUGGAUCUUGAGAGGCAGGAAGGAUACUUGCUGAAAAAGAGGAAAUGGCCUUUGAAAGGCUGGCAUAAGCGAUACUUUAUCUUGGAAAAGGGAAUUCUCAAGUAUGCCAAGACUCAACAAGAUAUUCUGAGAGGGAAACUUCACGGUUCCAUCAACAUUGGCCUCUCUGUAAUGUCCAUUAACAAGAAAUCCAAGCGCAUUGACUUGGAUGCAGAAGAGAACCUUUAUCACCUGAAGGUGAAAUCUCAGGAAGUUUUCACCACUUGGGUAUCUAAGCUCUGCUAUCAUCGAUUGUUCCAGAAAGGAGACCAUGUUAAAGUCCCGUAUGGAGCAAAUGGAUACAGUCUUCCCAUCUCUCCAACUAGAGCCAACGUGGCACAGAAGAGCGACCCCCUCAGAGAGUUUGAAGGCAAUGGUCACCUUCCUUCUGCAUCAGCAAGUGGACCAACUGUGACGGCAGAGUGGUUGCAACACUCUGAUGAAUGGGAUCACUGUGGUGAAGAUCUCAGCCAGUGUCAGUUGAAUCUGUCGGAACUGAACAAACUCCUGCAGAAGUUGGAGGUGGUGGACAGGGUUCACUCAGCGCCUGUCAUUUGUGAUGCUCAGGGUUUCCUUGCAGACAAAUCAAAGAAAGAAAAACGUUCCUCCAAAAUAUGGUGUACCCAAAGCUUGGCCAAGGAUGAGACUAAGGCCUCCUGUGAUGCCAUGCGUUCUGCAAAACUACAUGUUUCCACUCCCAGCCUGCCGGACUGCCUGGACAUGAAGAGCACUUCUGCGCCCCUCACUAUAAAGGAGGAGUACUUGCAGCUACAGCAGGAUUUCUGUUCCAUAUCACAGAAAGUCUUCUUGAAUUUGAAGUCUCUCUUCAACACACUGGCAAUAGAGAAGGAAAGGCUCAAACAGAUGUGGGCUGAGAAAGAACAGGAUUCCAGUGCACCAACGGUCCAGAUUGCAAAUAUGAAGAAUGCCUUGUCUGAGGUAAUGUCCCAGAAUGCUGAUCUCCGGAACCGUCUGCACCGAAUCCAGUGUCUCUCCAGCUUUGCCGAUAUUGUGACUAAUCCAUCGACUCCUGUCAAAUUUGAGGAGCAUCUUCAGCCAACACACAGCGUAUCACUGACCAACCAGUUAUCCUUGGAGAGCAACAUCUCACUGUCAGAGUCGCACGUCGAGUACUUCGAUGCUGAAGAUGUGUUGUUGUCUGCCUGCUCUUCCUACAAUGAGAUGUCAGACGAUGAUGACUCCACAACCAGUGAAAUCACCAACAGCAACUCUGAGGAGAAUCUGGACCAUGUGGAUUCAGCAAUGCAGGAGCUAACAGUUGAGGAGGUUCCAAGUUGUGCUUCUGUUAGCACCAUUCAAAGGAGGACAUCUCUCCCAGCUCCUGGCCCAAAUCUGGGCAAUGUCAGUCUUUGGAAUAUCCUGAAGAACAAUAUUGGUAAAGACCUGUCGAAGGUUUCCAUGCCGGUCCAGCUGAACGAGCCGCCUCUAAACACACUGCAGCGACUCUGCGAGGAACUGGAGUUCACAGAGUUGCUGGACACAGCGAGCAGGACUGUCAAUCCAUUCGAACGCAUGGUUUACAUUGCUGCCUUUGCUGUGUCGGGCUAUGCCUCAGCUUACUACAGAGCACGCUGCAAGCCGUUUAACCCCGUUCUUGGUGAAACGUAUGAAUGUAUACGAGAAGACAAGGGCUUCCGGUUUAUUGGAGAGCAGGUUAGUCAUCACCCGCCGGUCUCGGUCUGCCACGCUGAAUCGGAAAACUUCGUCUUCUGGCAAGACGUGAGGUGGAAGAACAAGUUCUGGGGCAAAUCCCUUGAGAUCGUCCCCGUCGGGAUGGUAAACGUGAGCUUACCAACGUUUGGCGAUCACUACCAGUGGAACAAAGUGACUUCCUGUAUCCACAACAUCCUGAGUGGCCAGCGAUGGAUCGAACACUACGGCGAGGUGGUGAUCACCAACACCAAGAGCAGUGUCUGCCACUGCAGGCUAACCUUCUUGAAGACCAAGUACUGGAGCUCAAAUGUAAAUGAGGUGCAAGGCUCGGUGCUGGAUCAGAAUGGGAGGAUUGUCCAUCAGCUGUUUGGCAAGUGGCACGAGGGAGUUUACUGUGGUGGCCCACAAACUGCUAAAUGCAUUUGGAAACCAAAACCCAUUCCUAAUGACCAUGAAAGUUAUUACGGCUUCACCACAUUCGCUCGUGAACUCAACGAACUGACCCUUGACCUUAAGCGUGUCCUGCCCUUGACUGACACACGACUGAGGCCAGACCAAAGAUAUCUAGAGGAGGGGAACGUGGACGGAGCAGAGGUUCAGAAGCAAAGAAUUGAACAAUUGCAGAGGGAGAGGAGGAGGAUAAUGGAAGAAAACAACAUGGUUUACCAAUCACGUUUUUUCACAAAAACUAUUGACGCCAGUGGAAAAGAGUCAUGGAUCAGCAACGGUACUUACUGGGAGUUGAGGAAAGACCCCGGAUUCUCAAAGGUGGACAACCCAGUGCUGUGGUGAGGGCCCAGUUGUACGUUGGGCCAUGUGGAAAGUCUUUACACCUCCCUUAUCCCCCAAGGUCUCACCACCUCCUGUUCCAUUGCCCCUCACCACACCGACCCUGCUUCUCAGGUUUACCUCCUAGCAGGUGCCUUAAAUUUUAUACGAGAAGAGCACACUUGCGUCCAAAGCACAGCGUAUGUGCUGCUAAUAGAUUGUUCCUCCCCACUCUAGCGCAAGGGAGUAGGGGUGUGGGUUCCUGGCUAACUCAAAAGCGCAUUAUUUGGAAAUACACUAAGGUUGUUGCACCUUUCCAUAUCACCUGACAUAAAUGUAAUGUAUCCACAUCUGUUCGUCCUGGACGUCUUUCUUUGAAAGUUUCAUAGAUUAUGAAGAAUAUUUUAUCAAUCAGCCUGUUUUAUGAAGCAUUUUAGUUUCCAAAGAAAGUCUAAGCUUUAUUUUAAAAGAAAAUAGUGUAUAUUUAUUUUGGGAGGUGAUUCUUUUUCUCAUCUUUUGAGUCACUGCUGCUGAUGGUCUGACUGCUAACGCAGUGGGGUUUUAUGAAAUAAUUUGUAAUAGGCAUUCACACAGGGUAAAGAUUCCCUUUGCUACAGAGUUACUCUGAGAUAUAGAUCUCAUGAGCAAUGGUGGUCUGCAGUGGGAAGGAAUUCCUUGAGCAGUUUCCUCCCUCUCUGCUAGUUUCUUGGAACUGAUAGACCAGCUGUAUGUUUAGAAUGGUUUGGAAAUCUCCACUUUGGACAUGCCCCCGGCAGUGGACCAAUGAUGCAAUGCAGGAUUGAAAUGAUGUCUAGCAGAUGUUAAAAAAGAUGCAUUCAGUCUUUUAUGUUACAGCACUGUACACAAUCACUUUUCAAUCAAAGAUUGUGUUUGUAUAGACUGAGAUAAUGCCUCACUAGAGACGUUUUUAACAGUGGUGGCAUUUCAUCCUCCAGGUUCGAUGUAUUUGCAGGUUCCCAGCACGUUUUGAGGGGGAGCCCUUGUAUUCCUGUGAUUAAAAUGACACUUGUCAUUUGCAAAGAUUGUUUUCAUCUCAAGAAAACAAUUGGAAAAUUCUUCAAGAAAGUUUUUUUUAAAAAGCUCUGGAAAGAUACAGGAGCCUCUUAAAUACCAUCUCACGAGCAAGUUGUAGUUGACUUUUCCUUGACUAGUGAGAGGUCUUGGAGCUCAUUAUUAAGUUGUGGCUAACAAGACACAGCAUAUAUUGGCAAUCGAGCAGCAGUCACAAAGGCCCAUUAGAGGGGUUUAUAGAGGUGGUGUAAAUGGUCAAAAGCUAUUGGAUGUUAGUUUGAGGUGUCAAGUGCUGUCAGGAUGCCCUGACUACGCGUGGAAUGACAGUUAUUUACAUUUGUAACUUUUCAUUGCUAAAGUUUGCGGGAUGCACGACUGGCAAGUUUAUCACAUGGAGCCUGAGAUGCAGCGCGGUGUGCAUUUUGCAGUCAGUAGCCUGCGCUGGGGGAAGUGAAACCGUGAUUAAAGUGAGCCCAGUGAUGCCACAUCGUCUUGUUCCAGCAUUACUCAGCUGGAACUCUGCUGCUGUUAGUCCUGGUGUGCAGUCCGCACUCGUGCAGCCGCUGAGUGGUUUGAAAAGCGGUUGUGCUGAACUCUGUGGGAGAGUUGACCUGUAGCCUGUAAGAAGUACUGGGGUGUCCCCAGCUCCCAGAACAGUAAGAUUGGCAGCACUCAUCUGCUCUUGAUUGAACUGCAUUGAGCUUGUGGAAAAGUCGCUGUGCAUUGCAACUCGCUGUGCCUUAACAGUGCUAGUAAUGCAUUGGAAUCACAUUGGGAGCAAGCAUGUGCUUUUCACUGUGCUUAUGGAGUGUUGACCACAAGAUCACAGUUCCCACCUACAUUGGGAAAAUGUUGGGAAAAGCUGUAGGCUUUAGCUCUGUUUGGUCCAGUGGGGCAGUAACCAGAAUGGUUUGGGCUUAGGUUUGAUCUCCGUUCUUUGCCGUCUUAGCUGAUCUCUGCUCUGGAAGAGGUGAGAUGAGGGUUGGUUGGUGUUGGUGGACCCUGGAAUUAGUUCCACAAGUUGUAAAUGGAGGGAAUGGAUAACCAAUCCAUUGGCCUUUUCUUGCCUACUUACACAUCAGAUGCAGGGGUAAGAGGGCUCCACCACUUCAUCACAAGUUUCCCUCGUUCGUGUUGGCCAAGGUGCAAGGUAGUUAUAGCAAGGGGAUGGAUAAUAGCAAUACCUUUGAAAUUCUCUGCACUGAUCCAUUGAUUAUAAAUCUCAUGUUACCAUUUACAGUCAAAUACUAAAAUCUAAUAGGUCAUUUUUCUUGGAAACCAUCACACAGAACUGCAGGAAGUUUGAGAUGUACAGUUUUAUAGUGGGAGCAACUAGGGGGAAUUGCAAGGUACUACAAUUGCUUUAAAUAUUUCUUGGCUUGGGAUAGUUCGUGGCAAUUUUGUUCAGUAUUUCAUAAUGGUCAAUGUUGUGCAAGGACUGGCUGUAGAUUCCACUGUGACUCUCUUUUUGGUGAAAGUAUUCUCCUGAUAUUCACUGACUUGGUGUGAAGAAGAUAGACUAUCAAUCCUUUCAUUGCUUUGAGAUUCUUACCCCUUAGUGAAUAAGCACAACUUUGAGUAGUUUGACAGAGAGGGAUACCUGCAAAUCACUGUUUUAAAUUGUUGUGAAUAAGUCUAAAUAUCUCUAAGCUUAAAAAGGGACCUGUUAUAUGGUUAGUUAGUACUCACCAUCAAACCAGUGGGUUAUAAAGGUGAAUAAAGGAAAUUAAUUAACUGCACAUUUGCAGCACUUUUAAUCAGGAGCUGAAUCAAAACUCCUCAGAUGAGAUACUGAGCCUUGGGACGAAUAUGUAUGAAGGUACAGAAGGAAAUUUUUUUUUAAAGUAAUAACCAUUUCGAGGGCUUGGAAGUUCCUUCUGGUUCUGGUGAAGGCUGUUCACAUACACUGUUAGUGUUUAGCUUGAACACUUUGAAUAUGCAUUUGGAACUGUUACUUGAAGUGUGGAUGUUGGUCACCUUUACCAUUUGAUGGCUUUAUUGCUGCCUGAUUUCCUCCACCCCUACCCAAACCCAGAGUUUGUAUAAAGCUGGUAUUUAUACCUCCCUGAAGAGUUAUCUGCAGGCAGACAACAAACAGGGUCAGACCUCAUGAUCUCUCACUUCUAUAUACUUUAACAAUGAUCACUCAUUCUCAGCAUAGUAUCUCUGUUCAUUUGCUUCAGUAAAGUUUUGAGACUCUGGUCAUUUGAAUUGGAGCAAGAUUUGUUUUAAAAUGGUCGAAAUCAAAUCUGUAUAAUGUGGAUCCUGAGACACAUGAUAUCCAGACUGAAUACUGUGGACCGCAAUGUUGAGGUAGGUUAAGGAAAAGUGGUAAAGUGCAAAAUGCUCACCUUUUAAUACAACCUACCAAGAUUGGGCUAAUUGAGAUUGUUCAGAUGGCUUUGAAUGAAGAAAAUCCACUUGGCUUCAUCCUGUUCAGAGUACUAAGUUAAUCAUCUUCAUGGUACAGUUGGGUUUGGACUCUCCGCAUCCAACAGUCUCUGUCCAGUCGUGGAAGUAUUUCUACCCCUUGUUCAAAUGCUGCUUUGGGAAAUGUUAAAGUGCUGACUUGGGUUUGCUUUCACUCCUUUUUUUUAAAAAAAAAGAAAGAUAGCAUGAGAUGAAGAUUGUUUGGAAAUAAUGCAAAGCUCUUGUCAAGUUGGCAGAAUGUUUUUAUCCCCAAGUUGCAUAAUUUUUACCCCAAACCUUCCCCCACCACUUGAGUCACUUCACAACAUCUGCAGUCGUGUAAUGCUGUCAACUGGCCUUGUGUACCUCUGGGGGAGAAAUGUUACAUUUACUGCAUUCUGCAUUAUUCCAUGACGCUUGCAAAACAAUGACCUUUUUGAAAGUUCCACUCAACAUUGGCUCAGUUAGAGCUUAGACCCAUCCACAUCUUUAAAUCAUGACCAGGACAUAACUCAAAAUGAAGCAUGACAUGAUACCAUAAGAGAAAAAAUGUUCUUUGAGCUUCUCUUAAUAUCUUAGUCAAAAUUAAAUAUUUAUUUUAACUACAACAGUUUUGAUUGGAGAUUUCACGUUUAUACAUUGUUGAUAUUAUCUGAUGACCCAAUUAGUAACGUACUGGUGCCUGUAAUCAUCUCCAGGCAAAUCUUGUGUUGGUCAAUGGGGAGGUGGACAUUGAGCUGUCUUUCAUAUGGGAAUAUAAAGUUACACAUUAAGCAGAUUUAACUUUUGGACACUUUUCCAUGCUAUGCUCUGAGAGAAGUGGAGAGGUCAUGUCUGUGAAGGACAGUUGGUCAUUGACCAUUAUUUCCACGCCUUGCUCACUCCAGUUGCUGCAAAAUGUUGGUUCUUUGCAGAAUGUAAAAGCCAAUUUGCUUGUUGUCCCACCACUAAUUUCGGAAUAGUUUUGCACUAUGCCAAAAUUGCUGUUACUUUGGAAAAGUAAAUGCCUGAAUACAAUCCUCUCUGAAGUACCUUCCUGGCCCUUGAUUCCACACACUAGGAAAGUGAGGUCAAAUUCCAGAAUGUCUCUUGGAGCUUAUACCCUUCAGUGAUGUUGCACCGUUAAAAGGGCAUUUUGUAAGGCAAGGAUGGAACCAAUAUAGUGCAAUCUUUAUACAGUACUUGUAAUAGACCAGCUAUUCUACCUUUUGGUUGUGAGUGAGAAUUGCUGGAAAUUUUGGUUUUUAUCCUCCAAUCUCACCGAGAAAAACUAAUGUUACUGUGCUACUAGAUUCUGCUACCAUAGUUACAAAGAGUAAAUUUCAGCAGAUUUUCCCCAGUAGGGUUAUGGAAUUAGACUGCAACUAGACUGGCAAUACCCCUGAUUUUAGCAUUCCUCGUUUUCUGUUGAUUAGUUUUGCUCUGUGACCACCUCUCCAUUUUUUCCAGAUUUUUGUUAUUUUAUUUAAACAGUGAGGAAAUGAGAACAUCCUAUUAUUCCCACCAAACCUCUUCAAUACUGUUCACUGCCCCAUUUUACAGUGCCCUGAAUGCCAGUUUCUCCCAAUUUUACCACCACUUUCCCCCGGUGAAAUCAGAUUCACAAAAUAUUCAUCAGUUUGUGACCUAUGAAGAGCAAGUAGAACACCCCCAAUAUUUUUCCCACCUUAAAAUGUCCAGCCUCCUUCCCACUUGAUGACUGCACAUUUUUUUGUCAAUAGUUAAUGAGAAGCACCUCUGGUUUCUACCCUUGUGGGUUAGAGCUCAGCUGAAAUUUAAGUAUUUUAGCCAAACAUCAGUACAUUUAUUUCUCUAUCCACUCCAAGGCAAUGUGUUUAUCCUACCACUGUGUCAUUGUGACUUAGCUAUUCAGGCACUCUUUUCACACGGCAACACAAGUAGUCUGCACUGGCAUCUAAGUGAAAAUCCAGUGCCCACAUUGGACUUGUGUGGCAAGUCCAUUAACCACAGGAUUGGUUCUGGCCAUCAAGAUAGAGCAAAACUAGACAGAGCAAGGCGUGGAGGUAACUUAUAAGAGUCAUUUUAAAAGUUACAGAGUCUGAACAUCAUGGGGAAAAAAUGUCAUCCUAAGUUAAACAUUUUAGAAAUCUUUUUGUAUUGUUUUGAAACAUCAUUGAAGCAAUAUUCAAAUAGAUUGUGUCAUCAGGACUUCUGUAUUAGUGACACAAUGACAUCUCCAUUUGAGCACAGUGUGAUAAGGUAUUCAAUACCUUGUACUUGGCAUGUUUAAAUGUUUAUUAAAAAUAUAAUUGUG